Alternaria alternata is the source of this 1390-nucleotide messenger RNA. RefSeq lists its product as hypothetical. NCBI's taxonomy places the organism in Eukaryota, Fungi, Ascomycota, Dothideomycetes, Pleosporales, Pleosporaceae. The record is from RefSeq and is a predicted model, not a curated record. Bases 445 to 1128 code for a protein of 227 amino acids. The transcript has a single exon.
ACACUAACUUGGCCGAAUCCGCUCGACUCUCUUUCCCUUUUCAAACAUCCUCUGCGCUUGUAGCUUCGCAAUGAGUGUUCAGGUCGCGCGUCGAUCGCCCCUCAUGCGACGCGAAUAGGCCCGGGCUCUUCUCUCCGAUCGUGUUGCCAAGCCGCUAGUAAUCGCAUUGCUCGUGUUCUCUUAGAAUACGCAGUUUCUAGGUAUAGAAGUUUGGUGCACUCCUAUCGUGCUCCACUUAGCAGGGCUAAAUCUGCAGAGAAUGACAUGCUGUGCUCCUAUUUAUGAAUUGCGCCGAACCUUGCCUAGGUAGGCCGCGUCGGCGGUUUGAGAGCACAUAUAACCCUACCAUGGCCCGCUGCUCUGAUCCACACUAACCCAUCUACACCACUCUCCUUGCGACCUCAAUCACUAAGCCCCCAAACCCAUCCGGACGCAACACAAACCAUGGGUCGACCAGAAGAUAUCGAAGCCGUGUACAACAAACCAUCUUCAUCGGUUUCAUCUUCAUCACCACCCUCGAUACAGUCAAUACCAUCCGUGCCACCACCGCCCUACUUCAAGUCACACUUCAUCUCUCCAUCGUCUUUCAAGUCGGCCGUAAACGAAAAGCUCGACAAGCCUGCCGUAUCUCUCUUCCGUCUCAGUAUCCGCAUUUUCCAGUUCGUAUUCGCCCUUGCCUCAGGCAUAUCCUAUGCCAUCGAACUUCGCCAUACAACAAGCGAUGCGAGCUCAGACUUCAUAUACGCACAAGUUGUGUUUGGUCUUACCCUCAUAGUCUUGGUCAUAGACAGCAUAACAGCACGGAACUACCGUAUGACCUGGGUGCCGGAGUGGAUCUUGGCCAUUCUAUGGAUCGCUUGUUUCGGCCGUUUCUACACAAUUUAUCUGCGUAGCGAUAUUGAGCAAGGAUACGAGAAUGUGGAUCUAGGACGCAUGAAGAGAGCUGUGUGGUGCGACCUCAUCAACGCAUUACUGUGGAUGGGAAGUGCCUUGUUCUCUUCAUUCAUGUGCUACGCUGGAAUCAAAGCUGCCAUCAAGGCAAAGUUGGAAAAACGGAGGCAAAGGAAGGAGGGGAAGAAGGCGGUUAGAGAGAUGGGUCAGAUGGAACAGGGCGUUGUCGGACGGUGACGUUGAGUAUUAAGUCGGAGGCAAUAUAAAGAGAGAACAUAUAACGUUCAUUACUAGUAGCGGAGGAUAUGCGUACUUUGGGUAUCGCAAAUCAACCCACUACCACUCUCACUCCCCAAACAAGACGCACUAGUUAUUUAGACACAAGUGAUCAAAACAUCUAAGAAGAUGAGCGAACUUGCUCAACGUGGACGUUGUCGUCCUUCUCGUAACCAGAAGUCAUGACGUUCUUCUCCACCACCUCAAUGUCGACGUGAGCAAC